AUGACAAAAUUAAAAAGUCUUACUGUUAGAACUGACUCAGUACUUGGUCCAAGAAGAGAUGAACCAGUUGACAUGACUAAAAUAUUAUCUAGUCUUUCAAAUGAAAUUAAUCAAAUUUUAUUAUUGACUGAUAAAGGCACUCUGUCAUCAAGUAGAUGUCUUCAUUAUUUUCCAAAAUCAUUGGAACGAUUCAAUAAUCUUUGUCAUUUAUCACUUAAAAUGUUCAAGCUAGAUGACAAUGCCAUAAAGGAAAUAUCAAAUAGAAAAACAUUAAUGGGACUUGAAUUUGAUUGUUAUAACUUGGAACAUUUAAAUUUACAAAAUUUACAGAGUGUUCAAGAUGAUGUAUUUACUGAUAUUACUGAUAAACUCAAAAAACUUGCGUAUUUAAAUAUAUCUCGUUGUCAAAAUAUAUCUGGAAAUGUUCUUGUAAAAUUAACGAAUUUAAAAAAUUUAGAAUAUUUAGAUAUUCGUAGAAUUGAAAAUAUAAAUGAUGAUUCAUGUAAAAAUGUAACGAGUGAUGCUUUAAAUGAAUUAUCAAAAUUAGAAAAUCUUGAAACACUUUACGUUGUUGAUGUUGAUAAUGUUGGAGAUGAAAUGUUUAAGGAUAUGUAUAAAUUAAAAAUACUGAGGUGUAACUGGUGUCCAAAUGUAACUGAUGUUGGUAUCAUGAGAGUUAUUGAAAAUGCAACGAGACUUGAAACAUUAAUGCUUUGUCGAACUGGUAUAACAAGUACAACACUUGUUUGUGCUGCUGAUGUAACAAAAAAACGUAGAAAUAAUGUGUGUUUAGAAAUUAUUAUCACCAGCAAAGUGUUGAAAGAUUAUCAGUUGCUGGAACAUGAUUCAGGUCCAUUGAUAACAAUGAGAGGUCGCAACAUGUGUUGUCAUGAUUGCUAA
Messenger RNA from Aphidius gifuensis, 900 nucleotides. RefSeq names its product F-box/LRR-repeat protein fbxl-1-like. Gene Ontology annotation, biological process: SCF-dependent proteasomal ubiquitin-dependent protein catabolic process. Lineage: Eukaryota; Metazoa; Arthropoda; Insecta; Hymenoptera; Braconidae. The transcript has 4 exons. The record is from RefSeq and is a predicted model, not a curated record. Gene Ontology annotation, cellular component: SCF ubiquitin ligase complex. Bases 1 to 900 code for a protein of 299 amino acids.